Molecule: messenger RNA, 2121 nt
Organism: Perognathus longimembris pacificus (Pacific pocket mouse)
Lineage: Eukaryota; Metazoa; Chordata; Mammalia; Rodentia; Heteromyidae
Gene: Sgcb
Product: sarcoglycan beta
Exons: 6
Coding region: 10-969 (319 amino acids)
Biological process (GO): muscle organ development
Cellular component (GO): sarcoglycan complex; sarcolemma
Source: RefSeq, a predicted model, not a curated record
CGCGGGAAGAUGGCGGCAGCGGCGGCGGCGGCGGCGGCGGCCGAGCAGCAAAGUUCCAAUGGUCCUGUAAAGAAAUCCAUGCGAGAGAAGGCUGUUGAGAGAAGAAAUGUAAAUAAAGAGCACAACAGUAACUUUAAAGCCGGAUAUAUUCCGAUUGAUGAAGAUCGGCUGCAUAAAACCGGAUUGAGGGGGAGAAAGGGCAACCUAGCCAUCUGUGUGAUUGUCCUAUUGUUUAUCCUGGCUGUCAUCAAUCUAAUUAUUACUCUUGUCAUCUGGGCUGUGAUUCGCAUUGGACCAAAUGGCUGCGACAGCAUGGAGUUUCAUGAAAGUGGUCUUCUUCGAUUUAAGCAAGUAUCUGACAUGGGAGUUAUUCAUCCUCUGUAUAAGAGCACAGUAGGAGGAAGGCGAAAUGAAAACUUGGUCAUCACUGGCAACAACCAGCCUAUUGUUUUUCAGCAAGGGACGACAAAGCUCAGUGUAGAAAAAAACAAAACUUCCAUCACAAGUGAUAUUGGUAUGCAGUUUUUCGACCCAAGGACUCAAAAUAUCUUGUUCAGCACCGACUAUGAAACUCAUGAGUUCCAUUUGCCAAGCGGAGUAAAGAGUUUGAAUGUUCAAAAAGCAUCUACUGAAAGGAUUACCAGCAAUGCUACCAGUGACUUAAAUAUAAAAGUUGAUGGGCGUGCUAUUGUGCGUGGAAAUGAAGGAGUAUUCAUCAUGGGAAAAACAAUUGAAUUUCAUAUGGGUGGAAACAUGGAAUUAAAAGCUGAAAACAGCAUCAUCCUAAAUGGGACUGUGAUGGUCAGCACAAGCCGUCUACCCAGUUCCUCCGGUGGAGAGCAGCCAGGGGGUGACUGGGUGCGCUUCAAGCUCUGCAUGUGUGCCGAUGGGACACUCUUCAAGGUGCAAGUGACCAGCCACAACAUGGGCUGCCAGAUCUCAGACAAUCCUUGUGGAAACACACAUUAGAAGAACUCUAGAGGUCAUCAGUAUAUUCAUAUCUUGCCUUUUUAAAAAAUAUGCAUGCAAAUCAUGUUUUUACAGAGUUUGUGAUAACUCGUAAUUAUUUUACCUGGAGGCCACUAAUGUAUUAUGUAGUCUCCAUAAUUAAAAUAUUUUUCAGUGCCUGAAUUCUAAUGGAUUUUAUUAAGUUGCACUGGUCUUCAAAAGGCCAGUUCCCUAAAUAAUUUAGUUAAUAAAAUCAGAGUUCAUCUUUAAAGAGUAUUUUUUAAAUUUUUCUAUCCCUUAUCUAAAAGAUAAAGGGCUGAAACAAACUUUUCAGACUCACCAUCAGUCAGCUUUUGGAGAUACACCAUCAAAGAUGUUUAAAAGAUACUCCAUCAAUGCUUCAUGCUCUGUUUUGGCUACUAAAAGGAAAGAUGCAUGUUUUGAAUGCAUUAAUCUUGAUCCAUACCCUUCCAUGCAAGUGAAGUCAUUAAGAAAUUUUAUAGGUGUAAGAUAGUAAGAAAGUAUCUUAAAAUCUAGGAUUUCUUAGUUUUGCACUAAAAAGAUACUGUUCUGCAAUAGAAUGUUUAUUUAAAAUAAUGGUAAUAAUUAAGUGCGCACAAUGUGUUAGGCAUUAAAACACAAUGUCAGCUUUGACUUUUAAGUAAUAAUGAUACCUGCCGUUCACAGAGCACCUUCUAGUUCCUAGGCAUUGUCCUAGGCAUUGUGUGUUAGAAUCUCUCAUUUGCACUGCAGUUCUGAAGUUGGUGUUAUUGUUCCAUCUUUUCCCAUUAGGUAACUGAGGAACAGAGAAGUUAAUUUGCCUCACAGCACAUAGUAAAUAUGGGAUUUCAAAUGCCAUAUUAUUUCUUUUACUAUUUGUACUAAUUUUCAAUUACUUAAAACUUCUGAAAGAUUGAAUAAAAAGACUAAACUUAACUAAUCAGGUAAUAAGUAAUAAUCAAACCCAAAAAAAAUCUGUGCUACUCUAAAGAUAAAAUUCCUGUCAGACAAAAAAAAUAAAAAACAAUCAUUAGACUCAAAAUAUUCAGUGGGAAGAUCUUAUCAACCUUCUUGUGCAGUGGGCCUCCUUACAUAAGUACCUGAGUGGGUUAAAGAGGUACCAGGAUAUUUAUGCAGCUCAGUGGGAAGUGAGAAGGCAGUUGUUUCAGACAA